AUGAAUUUUUCGGAUUUUGAACAAUUUUUUUAUCGUGAACCAUUUGUUGAAACGAUUACAACAGGUGGAAAUUUUCAAUUCAUAACUGAUGAAGAAAUAAGAGCAACUGAACAAUUUAUUCAUAAAAAUGGAGUUAAUGGUUUAGAUACAUAUUUAUCUCAACGAUUGGAUGCAUGGAGACAACAUCCAUUAGAUAUUGCCGUUGUUGGAUCAAGUGGUGUUGGUAAAUCAACAUUUAUUAAUUGUUUUCGUGGUUUAGAUGCUGAAGAUGAUGGUGCUGCAGCGGUUGGAGUUGUCGAAACAACGAAUGAACCAAAACCAUAUGAACAUCCAGAAUUUUCAAAUUUAAAAAUAUGGGAUUUACCAGGUGUUGGAACACCCAAUUAUCCUCGUUCUUGUUAUUUAGAAAAGAUUCAAUUCCAACGAUAUGAUUUCUUUUUAAUUCUUUGUCGAACUCGUUUUACCGAAAAUGAUUUAUGGCUUGCAUCUGAAGUAAAACAAAAUAACAAACGAUUUGUAUUUAUUCGCACAAAUAUUGACUCCGAUUUAUUUAAUGAAUAUGAAGAUCAUCCAAGUACAUACAACGAAGAAAAUAUUUUAGAACGUAUUCGAAAUAAUUCUCUUGAAUAUAUUCGAUCUGUUGAUCCAAAUGCUGAAGUAUUUCUUAUAUCAGGUCAUUUAAAAAAUCGUUUACGUUUUGAUUUCGGAAAAUUAAAUGAAACAUUAUUACGUAAUUAUCCAUCAUUAAAACGUGAAUCAAUGAUUUUAUCAAUGUCAGUUAUGUGUAAAGAAGUUUUAGUAGCUAAAGUUGCUACACUCUAUCGUCGUAUAUGGCUUAUUGCAUCAGCAUCAGCAGCUGUUGCUGUUAUACCUGUUCCAUUUCUUUCACUUGGUUUUGAUGCAACAUUAGUUAUGAAUGAAGUUGAAUUCUAUAAGAAACAACUUGGAUUAGAUCAAGCUGCACUUUUAAAACUAUCUCAAGUUUAUCGAAUACCAAUGGAUAAAAUCGAAAAAGAACUAAAUGAAGUAUUUCCAAUACAAUAUUUAAAUUCUUUACGAUCAUUUGUUUUUGAUUUUGCAAAAAAACAAGCGAUUGGUACAACUACGGGACAAUUUGCUCGAUAUGUACCAUAUGUUGGAACAGCAAUUGUAUCGACACUAUCAUUUGGAGUUUGUUAUGUUGUUCUAUAUAAAAUUUUAAUACGUAUGCAACAAGCAUCAUUAAAAAUUAUCGAUGUUAUUAUGAAUGCAUCAGAUCAAAUGAUUCAAGAACAACAACAGCAAAGACAAGCAUUAAUUUAA
Adineta steineri is the source of this 1302-nucleotide messenger RNA. NCBI's taxonomy places the organism in Eukaryota, Metazoa, Rotifera, Eurotatoria, Adinetida, Adinetidae. The record is from the annotation of a GenBank genome assembly.